Molecule: messenger RNA, 6617 nt
Organism: Bacillus rossius redtenbacheri
Lineage: Eukaryota; Metazoa; Arthropoda; Insecta; Phasmatodea; Bacillidae
Product: FHIP family protein AAEL005291-like
Exons: 14
Coding region: 256-3255 (999 amino acids)
Source: RefSeq, a predicted model, not a curated record
UUUUAUUUUUAUUAUUGAGUUGUAAAGUUAAGGAAUUUGUGUAAAACAAUUUUAGUUAAAUUAAAUACUUAACAUUUGUUCACUUAACAAAAUUUAUCAUUUAUAGAUUAAAAGCGAAUGUAAUUAAUUUUUACUGUUCAAAGCAAUUAAUGUUCUGCUGUCAAGAAUGAGGGCAUCUUCUUCUUAAGAUGUUAAAUAUCUAGAAGAAAAAAAUUGUCAAAGGAUGAUAAUCUACGACGAUAGAAGAUAACGAAAAUGAGUUGGUUAAAGAACAGCCCGUUGAGGGCUAGUUUUGGGAAACUGAGGCCGUCCACUUCGCCACCCAAGGAUUGCGAUCCAGUAGCAUGUUACGAAAGUUUCAAGAAACAUUGGCAACAAACACAUGAUAUAAUUCAAAGGACUCAGCCGCCGGCGGGCUACCCCAUCCAGGACGACGUGCUGGGGGUGGUGAACCACCUGGACCAGAUGGCGAACCUGCUCCUGUUGGACCUGCGGGCGGGCAGCGAGGGGCAGGCCCCCUGCCUCGAGUUCCUGCUCAGCGAGAACCUGCUGGACUGCCUGUUCCGCUGGAGCGUGCACACCGGCAGGUACGCGAACGCGGUGCGGCUGCAGCAGCUGAAGCUGUACGAGCUGCUGCUGGCCAGCUGCCGGAGCCAGCUGCUGUCGCACGAGCCCUUGGUGCGGCCGCUGCUGAAGCUGCUGGCGUCCUGCGAGGGGGAGUGCCUCCCGGUCGAGCUGGAGCGGAGGCUGGUGGUGCUGCUGAACCAGCUGUGCGUCUCGCUCGCGCACAACGUCGAGCUGCUGGACCUCUUCUUCUGCGCGCCCGCCGGCCCCGGCCCCGGCCCCGCCAGGUUUGUGAUCUUCACGCUGCUGAUCCCCUUCGUCCACCGGGAAGGGGCCAUCGGGCAGCAGGCGCGAGACGCUCUCCUGCUCUGCAUGGCCCUGUCCAAGAAGAACGGGACCGUGGGCGCCUACAUCGCCGAUCGAUCCAACGUCUGCCCGGUGCUGGCGACCGGGCUCAGCGGGCUGUACUCGGUGCUGCCUCGCAAGCUGCGGGCGGAGGCGGACGACUGGCACCGGCUCACGCCAGACGACGUGGCCGCCGUCCCCGAGCUGGCGGCCUUCAUGAACUCCCUGGAGUUCUGCAACGCGGUAGUGCAGGUGGCCCACCCCCGGGUCACCGCCCAGCUGCUGGAGUUCCUGCACCAGGGCUUCCUGGUGCCCGUCGUGGGCCCCGCGCUCCUGCAGGACUCUGUUGGAGUUUCGCUAGAGCAGUUAGAGUCGCCAGUCGAAGCGAACUCCGUGGAGGAGCUGGUGACGGCCACCGCGUACUUCGACCUGUUCCUCCGCAGCAUCAGCGAGCCGGGACUCCUCUACUCCUUCAUCAGGUUCCUCCUCGAAGACAAGUACGACGGCGAGAGGAUCCUGGACUGCCUCAUCAACAGGAUAGACGCCAAGACCAGGCUCUGCCUGGUGACCCUCGCGCUGUUCGAGACCCUGGUGGACCUGAACUGCGAGGACGUGAUGCUGGAGCUGGUGCUCAAGUACCUGGUGCCCUGCACCCACGUGAUGCUGUCCCAGCGGCGCAGGGUGCGGGACGUAGAGCCCUACUGCCGCAGCUCCGACAAGUUCCUGACCCUCUCUCCGUCCUGCUGCUCGCAGCACCACCUCCUCCCCCCUCCCCCCUCGCACGGGGUCUCCCCGUCCCCCUCCCUGCCCGCCAUGCACCGCCGGGGUUCCCCUGCCGACCGCGGCCAGCCGUCCUCUCUCCCGGCGUGCGAGAGCCUGUACGGCAACUACCACGCGUACCUGUGCAGCGCGCGGCGCCAGAUCAAGGACUGCGCGGCAGCCUGCUCGUCGUGGGCGUACCGCUACGACGGGGAGGAUCCCUCGCCGGGGGACGCCCGGCCGAAACGAGCCGGGGAACCGGGCUCUGAUGCAGCGACGAGCAACAGGUUAUCUUUAGAUGGCUGUGAAGAUGAAAGUAGGAAUGUUCCGGGAAAGAAAGAGGAGUGCAAUGAUGGAAAAACGUCGGAAAAUACUUUGCAAUCUGAAAAUAGCUCUGAAAUUGUUAAUGUGGUUGCAGCUUCAGAUGAUCACAGUUUGCUGUCUGAUCGAGACGAUGGUUGUACCGAUAGUACGGAUGUCGCAGAUAAGAGAAGUCGUGAACAGAAGCAAGAAAGCGGCGUAGUUGCGACGACGCGCGACGAUGGCCAAGGGGCAGAGCUUCCCGGCGAAGAUGUCGCCAAUGCCACCGCGAACAACUACCACAGCUUGCCGUCCAUUGGGGAGAGCAGCGGGUACGAGAGCUUUGCCCCGAAAGGUUCUCCGGAGUCCACGCCCGAGAACGAGCCCGUGGACGAAGACCAGGGGGUGUGUGUAUCGGAGGACCACCAGCAGAAGGCCCGCGGGCGGUCGGAGAGUUCGAGCUCCCGGCACUUCUUCGCUCGGCCGGAGGAUUCUUGGUCGCUGCGGAAGUUCUCGAAGGAGGGCCCGAACACAUACCUGGACAUCUUUAACACCACACCAGACAUAGGGCCGUUCCUGGAUGUGGUGCUGAGGCGGCUGGAGUGCAUGAUGCUGAACGACGUGUACGUGAACCUGCACCUGACGGGGCUGGUGUCGCGGCUGGCCGUCUACCCCCAGCCGCUGCUGCACUCGUUCCUGCUCAACCACUCCCUGGUCUUCCAGCCCAGCAUUCGCUCCCUCUUCCAGGUGCUGGGCUCCCUGAAACACAGGAUAGACUCAUACCUGAACCGUCAGCCCAACGUGGAAGAGCUGGUUAUGAGCGCCCAGGAAUUCCUGCUGGCUCGCGAAGACAAGAUCGUGAACGCACGUCGUAACGCGGUGGAGGCGUCACUUGCCAACGCUCCUAAUGGUCGACGUAAUUCCUUGUCAACAGAUUCAUUUACUAGAGGAGAGUCCAAGAGACGUAGCUUCACGUCGACGCUGUCGUCUGUGUUCAGGCGGGCGACGCAGCAGCCGAUCCAGGAGAGCCGGCUGGAGACCGUCCCCAGCGGGGCUGGCUACAGGUUCGUGGCGAGGGCGUGGCGGGCGGUGGAGGCGGGGGCCUGCGACGCGGGCAGCGUGGCCAUGUGCGCCGUGCUGCUGGACGAGUGGCUCAAGGAGCUGGCGGCCGUCACCCAGGAGCAGGCCAUGUUCGCGCUCACCUCCGGCUGGUGCGAUAAUGAAAUGCAAUUGUUCUCCUGCCAUGCGGCUGUGUGUGCCGUGAGUUGCCGACCGUGUGAUUCAUAGUGUUCCUUCAGAGGCCCGCUGGCUACCGCUCAAAGAGGGAGGCCAGUGGGUGGAUGGUAGUCUGAGUGGUAAGUGCGUGCAUCCGGGUCCUCUGACAGUAAAGUCCCGCUAAUCCGGACCCCACUUGUCAGGACAUCCUUUUAAUUGGGACUAAAAAAAAAGCUUUACUAAUUUUUGUAGGUUAAAAAGUUAGGUCUACAUAUACAUUAGUAUUUACUAAAGUUAAGCUGCAUUAAAUUAUUUGUGUUUAGGGAGGGGAAAUACAUAGAUUUUUUUUGUUUUACCUAUCUAAAACUUAUAUUACGUUCUUUUAAGGCCAAUUCCAUUUAAUCCGGACUCUCUGGGAUUCUGAAAAAUCCCGGAUUAGUGGGGCUUUACUGUAUUUGGCAACCCACUUGCUGUCCAUGUGUCUGCCAAAAAUUAAUUUUUAUAAUUUAUAACUGUUAAUAUUGUAGAAUAUAUAUUACACUGUAGAUAUACAUAUUUCAAUUAAUUUUAUAUCUAUAUUGUAAAAAUCAUACAUAAGUAUUUAUUAUUUCUGCAAUCUCAGAUUGAAUGUAAGGAAAAGGCCCUGUAGCUUACGAGAUGGAGGUCAGUGUUUAAAAUUCCGGUUUUUUUUUUAUGUGCGCACAAAAAACAAUAUUUAAUGCUUGCAUUUAUGUAUUGAAUGAUUUAUAACUGUAAAUUUUAAUGUGUGGCUUUAAAAAAAAAUUUUGACUUUGUUUUGGUUUUGUGUAAAAUUUUUCCUAUAUAGGUAUUCUUUUGUAGCUGUCAUUUCUGCUGUUUAUUAUGUAUGACUAGAAAGGUUUUUUUUUCCACACCAAUUGGCACAUAACAUUUACAAUUAAUUAAUUUUGUUGAUCUCUAAUUGUAUCAUAUUCAAUUUGUACACAAAAGUGUGGAAUGUAAAGUUUUGUAAUUUGUUUCACUUUAUUUAACUGAUUUUAUUGUUACAGUGUGUUAAGAGACUUGUGUCGAGCUUAACCAAGCUUUAAAUAAAUAAUACUGAGCAGAGCGCAAGCAGUCGACCAAAUCAUUAGUGAAGCCAAGUUUGAGAUCUCAAAAUACUUGAGCCAUUAUUAAAAUAAUAAAUAUUUCCUACCCUUGACCCAUUAGGAAAAAAAUGGUUUCAAGAAUAGAUUCAACUUUAAAUUGAAUUCUCUCUCUUCAAGAAGUGGUCAUGAUAAACUCAUGUGUGUGUGUGUGUGUGUGGGUUUUUUUUUUUUUUUUUUUUUUUUUUUUUAAUUUAUCUACUGGUAACUUUCAACACUACCAGGCAAGUUGGUUUGAUUGCUGAGCUGAAGUAUUACAAUUGUGAAUGUGUGCUCUAUUUUCCAGCAGUUUCAAAUAACGGAAGCAUGGCUAAGCUCAAUUUUUUUUUUUUAACUUUGACCAAUCUCUAACUAAGCCUGUGCGAAUGCUAGUUUAUAUAUAUAUUUUUAAUGUAAAGCGAAUAUUAAAUUGAAUGUUAAAAAUAUUUACAAAGUCGAUUUGCAUCACUAAUAUUGUUUUUGAUGAAGCUGUAUUACACUUAUUUAAUAAAAUACUAUUCGAUAGAAAUGAUAAAUAACCAUGCAUAGUAAUAAAUUGAGAAUUAUUUAGCAAACGGACUACCCCUUUUUAUUUUUUUUUUCAAAUACCCAGUUUUAUUAAAGCAAAACAUAUAAAAAAACAAAAAAAAAAUAUUUUCAUGAGCAAAUCUUAGCCUUCCAAUGUUUUAAAGCAUUAAUUUGCAACAAAUGCAAAGAUUUGCAUCACAACCAAAGCUUCAAAUAAAAUGAAUGGCAAAUUUCCUGGCAAAGUCAAAUAUUAAAAAUAGCUACAAUUGAUUCACUUAGUCGAAGAUUCGCACAGGCCUAUAUCUAACAAUUUGGUCUUAACUGAUUGUUUUAUCCUGGUCAUAUCAUCACAAGGCAAUAUUAUUGUUUAACAUUGCCAGUUUUCUUUGCUUUUGCCGGAUUUUCGGUGUGUGAUUUGCUUUGAUUGCUUUAGUAGUAGUAGAAGAUUAGUUUAAAUGAUUUUAAUUUUUUUAGUACUGGACUACACUUUCAUAUUGAUGUAAGUGUCCAAUAAAAUACAUUAUAACAUUUAUGUACCUAUUUGAUAAUGCCUUGUUGUUCAUAACAUAGGAAAUAGACGUUUGUUGUAAUAUUAAUUUUGGUUGUGAAACUUAAAGCACAACUCAUAUAUUAAGGUACCCUUGCAACAAAGAUAUAUAGUGCAGGAAUUAAAAUCAACCUGUAAUUGCUUGGGGGUCUUUAUAUCUUAAGAUUCAUUAGCUGCCUAAAAUUCAUUGUAAUUGUUAUUUCAAAGAAUUUAAAGCUGUAUAAUGAUUAAUUAGUCAUGUUUUAAUCUUUUUUAGUCAGUGUAUUUAAGAUUUUCUUACUUGUACACAAUAAUUCAUAUCUUCACAGUAAAAAGUUACAUUUUAAAAAAUCUGCAAUUUAAAAUUUCUUUUACUGUAUAAGUUCACACAAUUUAUCUUUUGCAAGAAUACACAUAGUUUUCUUAAACAUUUAAACCAAUUUUAAACAUUCCUUAAAAUUACACUGCCUGAAAAAGUAUAGCUGCUAUUUUGUUUCAAAGCUUCGGAAAUCGCCAUUUGGAUUGAAAGUACAUAUUUUAAUACCUUGAGUGUACUUUAUUUCUACUACAGCACAAGUUGAUAGUAUUUUUGGCUGGCACAAUGAUGUCAUUGAAACAAUUGGGGGUAGCACCCUUAUUUCCCAUAAAUUUCUGUAAUGUAUCAUGGCUCCCAAUUAUUUCAAUGAAAUUUUUUAAAGCAGUGAUUAGUUUUGUGAGAAUUUUGUUAAAUUUAACACUAUACAGAAGCUUAGGUUUCCAUCUUAAUUACUUUCUCUAUUUGCAAUAAACCAGCUGUUCAGCACUAACUUCAAAGGCAUAUACCAUAAGUAGCAUAAAUGUUUUCAAGUUAUUUUUUUUAUUGUCUAACAUAUAAUAGAUCUGUGACUAUGAUGAAGAUGGUGUAGAAAGAAUUGGAUUGUUCUGGCUUAUACACCAAUGCAUUAAUAUGUAUAAUUUUUUUAUAACCCUGGUACAGGAUCAGUUUUACUUUUUUACACUUUGCUGUGAUUUAGAAAAGUUUCCGGGUCUUAAGAAAUGUAAAAAAGAAGCUUUAUUGUAAUAAUUUUUUUUUUGUGUGGAUCUAGAGGCAUCAAAACUGGGUUCAGGGACUGAUGGUUUAGAUAAACAAGAACUUAUAGUUAUAGUGUAAAAAUGUUUUGUGAAUAAUCGGUUCAAAACCUAUGGCACAAUGUUCACAAUUGUAUUUAGCGCUUAUUUAGCUGACUGGCAUAUUUUCUUUUAUUUGAAAUUACAAAUAAAAUAAUAAAAAUAUUUAA